This is a messenger RNA of Talaromyces atroroseus, 372 nucleotides long. RefSeq lists its product as hypothetical. The transcript has 3 exons. Bases 1 to 372 code for a protein of 123 amino acids. The record is from RefSeq and is a predicted model, not a curated record. Gene Ontology annotation, cellular component: endomembrane system; membrane. NCBI's taxonomy places the organism in Eukaryota, Fungi, Ascomycota, Eurotiomycetes, Eurotiales, Trichocomaceae.
AUGCCCGACCACGAACCAGAGCCAAAGCGCUUCGAGCCCAAAACCCCCGUUCAACUCGAUCCGCCCAAGGACGACCCGAUCUCAAUUGAAGAAUUGUCCAAAUCCGAUGGAACUGAUCCCAACCGCCCAACCUUGGUCGCUAUCAAAGGGACCGUGUUUGACGUGAGCAAGAAUGCUGCAUAUGCGCCUGAGGGACAGUAUCAUGUCUUCGCUGGCAAAGACCCCUCUCGCGCAUUGGCUACUUCAUCGCUGAAAGUCGAGGAUUGCCGACCGGAGUGGCAAGAUCUAGACGAUAAAUCGAAGACGGUUCUGGAUGAGUGGUUUCUUUUCUUUAGCAAGAGGUAUAAUAUUGUUGGAAAGGUUCACUCAUAG